AUGAUGACUAGAAAGAUUAAGCUUUGGGACAUUAAUGUCCAUAUAACCUGUCAUUUAUGCAACGGAUACCUGAUUGAUGCCACCACUGUAACAGAAUGCUUACAUACUUUCUGUAGAAGCUGCUUGGUGAAGUAUUUGGAGGAAAACAACACCUGUCCAACAUGUCGGAUCGUUAUACACCAGAGCCAUCCAUUACAAUAUAUCGGUCAUGAUAGAACGAUGCAAGAUAUUGUUUACAAACUUGUGCCAGGCCUCCAGGAAGCGGAAAUGAAAAAGCAGAGGGAAUUCUAUCACAAACUGGGUAUGGAAGUACCAGGGGACAUCAAAGGGGAGACAUGCUCUGCAAAGCAACAUCUAGACUCACAUCGCAAUG
This is a messenger RNA of Mesitornis unicolor (brown roatelo), 373 nucleotides long. Its product is annotated as polycomb group RING finger protein 3-like. The annotation marks the transcript as partial. NCBI's taxonomy places the organism in Eukaryota, Metazoa, Chordata, Aves, Mesitornithiformes, Mesitornithidae. The record is from RefSeq and is a predicted model, not a curated record. Gene Ontology annotation, biological process: regulation of transcription by RNA polymerase II. The transcript has 4 exons. Gene Ontology annotation, cellular component: PRC1 complex.